Molecule: messenger RNA, 579 nt
Organism: Striga hermonthica
Lineage: Eukaryota; Viridiplantae; Streptophyta; Magnoliopsida; Lamiales; Orobanchaceae
Source: the annotation of a GenBank genome assembly
AUGCGGAGGUAUCCCUCCGUGGCCAGCUUCUUAGAGGGACUACGGCCUUUUAGGCCGUGGAAGUUUGAGGCAAUAACAGGUGAACCUGCGGAAGAAUCAUUGUCGGUACCUGAAAAAAUAGACCCGCGAACAUGUUCAAACACUGGGGGCCCGUUGCAUGGGGCAACCCCGCGGCGUGUCCUCCUCCCGCGCGGGCACCGUCCGCUGUGGGAUAACGAACCCCGGCGCGGCAUGCGCCAAGGAAAACUGAUAGGAGCGUCUGCCUUUGUCGCACCGUUCGCGGUGAGCGAGGGGGUGAAUCCUGUGAACCAUCGAGUCUUUGAACGCAAGUUGCGCCCGAAGCCUCACGGCCGAGGGCACGCCUGCCUGGGCGUCACGCAUCACGUCGCCCUCCGACCUCCUCUAUACGGAGCGAUCGGUUGGGGCGGACAUUGGCCUCCCGUGUGCAUCAAGCUCGCGGCCAGCUUAAAUGAAUUCACGAGGCGCCCGCCGUCACGACAAGCGUUGGUUGAGCACUCAACUCUCUUACUGUCAUGUUGGACGGAGCGUCGCAUACCCAUAGAGACCCAAAUGGUGUGA